Molecule: messenger RNA, 396 nt
Organism: Ordospora colligata OC4
Lineage: Eukaryota; Fungi; Microsporidia; Ordosporidae
Exons: 1
Coding region: 1-396 (131 amino acids)
Source: RefSeq, a predicted model, not a curated record
AUGAAUAUAAGUACCAGAAUGAUUCUUUUUUUGAAUACCUUGCUUUUGAUUUUUCUGUAUCAUUUCGUUCCAAUGAUGGUAUUGCACAUGAAGAAGGAGCAUGAGAAGAGCAUAAUGAAAACUAAAUUCAACGCGAUGCUUGAGAAUGGAAAUGAAAGUAUUGAGAAGCUGCGGAUGCUUAAGGCGCUGAUAAAUAAUGUGAACUAUUGCAAGCGUACCUAUGUUCCUAUGGACGGAGACAUUGAGGAGGUACGAGAUACAUAUAAUAGGAUGGAUAUUGGAGGAGGUGAAGUGUUCUUAAGGCUGUGCCUGAAGUACAAUCUUUCUAUAUUCUUUCCGGUGUUUUUCCCAAUGCUUGUACAUUGCAUAGGAGUGGUGAAGCACAAACACCAAUAG